UCCUCUUCCUCUUCCUCUACAAUACCCUCACUAUGGCCCUCCAGCUGCCACGGCUGGCGUACUAUGCUACAGCAGAGGAAGCGCAUAUUGCUCUACAAGCGCACGCAUCAGCGCAGGGCUACGGCCUAGCAAAAUACCGUAGUAAACUAGACAGAGUGGACAUACGAGCAUACCUCCUGGAUGCCGACAGCUUCGCCGCCAGCACCGCCUAUUUCUGUAGUCCCUCGUCCAGCUCCUGACGCUCGGAAUGCCUAUCAGUCGACAGCUACACCGGUUAAUCUUUCUCGUAUU
Mytilinidion resinicola is the source of this 291-nucleotide messenger RNA. RefSeq lists its product as uncharacterized. NCBI's taxonomy places the organism in Eukaryota, Fungi, Ascomycota, Dothideomycetes, Mytilinidiales, Mytilinidiaceae. The record is from RefSeq and is a predicted model, not a curated record. The annotation marks the transcript as partial. The transcript has a single exon.